CAGCUGUUUGGUCAGAGCCACAAAUGGAAUGCCAUGCUCCUAUUCCAUUUAUGGUCAUAGUUAGCUUUAGCCGGAAACUGUUGUCGCUUUUAUUAUUGUCCGUCCUGACAUUGUUGAUUUUCAAAGUGUCCGUACAACAAACCUUACUGAGAUUCCGCGUUAUUUAAUUACCUAUAUAAAUUAUAAUUUGUUUAGGUUUAAUAAUGUGUAACGCAGUGGUACCUACGAGAACUUUAAAAGGAUUUGUCUGACCUGGGCGUUUCCGUGUUCCGUGUUUCGGUUCGGAACUUUUCGGUGUUGCGCUCCUGCCGUUUCCGUGUGUGAUAGGAGAGCAGCGGUGUGAUUUCUCAAGAGGCUUCUCUGGCAAAAUGCAGGACCCAAAUGAGGACACAGAGUGGAAUGAUAUCCUCAGAAAGAAAGGAAUUCUACCUCCUAAAGAGGUUCCCAAAGAUGAAGAAGAGGAGGAGGAGGAGCUGGCUCUACAACAACAGUCUGUCGUCAAAACAUAUGAGAACAUGACACUGGAAGAACUGCAUGAGAAUGAGGAUGAGUUUGGUGAGGAAGACGAGGCUGCAAUCGAGAUGUACAGACAGAAACGUAUGGCAGAGUGGAAAGCGGCUCAGUUGCAGACCGUGUUUCGAGAGGUUGUUGAAAUCUCUGGGCAGGACUACGUGAAGGAGGUGAACAAGGCUGGAGAAGGCAUCUGGGUCGUUCUGCAUCUCUACAAACAGGGCAUCCCUCUGUGCACCCUCAUUAACCAGCAUCUGAGCGCCUUGGCCAGAAAGUUCCCUCAGACAAAAUUCCUCAAGUCCAUCGCCACCACCUGCAUCCCUAACUAUCCCGACCACAACCUGCCCACCAUCUUUGUUUACCUUGAGGGGGAGAUGAAGGCACAGUUCAUCGGUCCUCUGGUCUUUGGGGGCAUGAACCUCAAAGUUGAAGAACUGGAGUGGAGGUUAUCAGAAUCCGGGGCGGUGAAAACAGACCUGGAGGAAAACCCAAGGAAGAAAGUCGAAGACAAGCUGAUGUCAGCAAUCAGGGGUUCACUCCCGACUAGAAAGGACAGCGAAUCAGAGGAUGAGGAUGAUUAGAUAACAAGGAACGCAGGGACCACGUGGCUGUUACACUCCGAAGAUGAAAUAUUUGAGCAGUGAUGUCGUCGACAUCCGAAAGAGCGACUACAUUUCCUCUUUUCUAAUAAUGCUAGGAUCAACCGCGCCGCUCAGAGGAACAUCGACUGGACAUCUGUCCGGACAGAACCACCAAAACCACGACUGUGGAAAAGUGUCAAUCAUUCUGUAUUUUCAGCAAAAUUCAUCUCUUAAACCGUCACAGAAACACCAAAGGCAAGAUUUUAAACAUUUUUUUUAAUGUUGUUUCCGGAUCAUUUUGUCACAAAAUGUACAUUGACAUACAAACCUGUAAAAUUAAAUGUGAGUUCACCUCUGUGCCACAACAAUUGUCACCAGUUUCUGUUAUUUAUAAUUGAUAUUUGUAGACUCUUAGUCACAAUCAACAAUAAAAGUUUUACACAAAA
Messenger RNA from Cynoglossus semilaevis (tongue sole), 1537 nucleotides. RefSeq names its product phosducin-like 3 (gene pdcl3). Lineage: Eukaryota; Metazoa; Chordata; Actinopteri; Pleuronectiformes; Cynoglossidae. Gene Ontology annotation, molecular function: vascular endothelial growth factor receptor 2 binding; protein folding chaperone. The transcript is spliced from 6 exons. The record is from RefSeq and is a predicted model, not a curated record. The coding region runs from base 369 to 1091 and encodes 240 amino acids. Gene Ontology annotation, cellular component: cytoplasm. Gene Ontology annotation, biological process: positive regulation of gene expression; protein folding; angiogenesis.